AUGGAAGACCUUGUGGCUAAAGGAGAGGACGCGGUGAGCAAGGCAAGCGACGUGGCGGCAGCUGUGGGCUCGGCAGGUUCCGAAGCCGUGACAGCCAUGGGCAGUCUUGGGGUGGGCAAGGCGAUGAAAGAAAAUGAUCUAACUGGUAUUGGCAGCGAUGUUGUAAAUGCUACUGAAGAACUCGCCUCUCUCGGCAAGAAAGACACCAUUGCAACCGGCCAAGCAGCUGCUAAAGUCUCUUCUCCAGGUGAACAAGGUGCGGCCACGGCGGGCGAUACGUUGCUGCGUGCUGCCGCAUCAGGAACGGAUUCUGUUGUGACUGCUGGAGGCAAAGCGCUGGAGGCUGCAAAGCGCACAGCUAGUGCUGGAAAGGGUGGAGCGGCUGCAGACGGGGAAACAGUGUUAGAUGCUGGUGGCAAAGCAGUCGGCGGUACGGUGGAGAGAGCAAAAUCCGCUUGGAGAGCAUUCACCAAUUUCUUCAAGCGCUUAUUCGGGAUGCAGCUGUCAGCAACGCCCCGUGUACGUAGGCGGGAACUGAGCAACGACAAAGUUGCCGAGCAGAUGAACGGAGACGGUGCGGAGCAACGCACACACAAGGUGAAAACAUAA
Neospora caninum is the source of this 609-nucleotide messenger RNA. RefSeq lists its product as hypothetical. The transcript has a single exon. The record is from RefSeq and is a predicted model, not a curated record. The coding region runs from base 1 to 609 and encodes 202 amino acids. Lineage: Eukaryota; Apicomplexa; Conoidasida; Eucoccidiorida; Sarcocystidae.